CUCUCUUUUCAUUUUCUAAAAUUCUUUUAUACAGAAGAAAGAUGUCAGCCGAUGAUAAUCUUAUGACAGCAUUGAAUCAAUAUUUUGUUAGUUCUGGUGAAAAACAAAGGCUGCUGACUUUAUUGAAAGCAAGAUUAGCAGAAACAAGUUGGAACGAUAGUUAUUAUGCACAUUGUAGAGAUACCAUGCAAGAUCAUAAAAACAACUUCACUAUGGAUGAACUAAUACAAGAAACUUCAGAUUACGGCAAAAGUACUAUCAAUGAAUCGAUCAAGAAAGAACUGCUUGUACUUAUUAAAAAGUUCUUGACUGAUACUGUCUCUACCGCGACUACAACUGAUUGACAGCAAUAUUAUUCUUUUAUAUAUAUUCUUUUUUUUUUUUGGGCACCUAUACGCACAAAUGUACACAACGCACAUAUAUACAUAUAUACAUAUAAACAAACACGCACACACACACAUAUUGAUAUACUAUACAUAUUUUUU
Halteromyces radiatus is the source of this 485-nucleotide messenger RNA. Its product is annotated as transcription factor e(y)2-domain-containing protein. Gene Ontology annotation, molecular function: transcription coactivator activity; chromatin binding. Gene Ontology annotation, cellular component: DUBm complex; nuclear pore; SAGA complex. The transcript has 4 exons. Lineage: Eukaryota; Fungi; Mucoromycota; Mucoromycetes; Mucorales; Cunninghamellaceae. The record is from RefSeq and is a predicted model, not a curated record. The coding region runs from base 42 to 344 and encodes 100 amino acids. Gene Ontology annotation, biological process: positive regulation of DNA-templated transcription; poly(A)+ mRNA export from nucleus; regulation of transcription by RNA polymerase II.